CUUCGUUUCUUCUCGCUUCAAUGGAUUCUCAGCACUAUCCCUUCUUCUGCUCCGACUUCAACGUCGACGGCGACGAUCAGCUCAUCAUCAACAAAUUCUCCGAGGAAGAGCUGUCGGAGAUCAUGCUGUCCCUCGUCGCAAAUCAUCAGCAGGAGAACUCUUCAUUAAUCUCGAUGACUCCCAUGAACGCCGCCGCCAUGGCCAUAUCAUCGUCGCCAUCUCUUCACGACAUUCUCAAUACGGCGUCGUCUUCGUCGUGUUCUUUUGAGUCUGAGCGCGGUUCACCCCUUCCACCGGCGGCUCGAUACGAUGGUGUUCAUCAUUCUUUUUCUCUUGACCGUGAUCACGAGGCGAUAUUGUUCAACAAUAUUGCGAGCGGGAUGAUGGAAAAUGUUGAUGGCGGAUCCAUAACGACGUCGUUUGACGCGGCUACUUGCUAUCGUGGCCAGCAGCCGGCGGCGGCGGCGGCUAAUUACGUACGUGCUCCAUCGGCUGCAGCAGUCGCCGAGGGGGUUAAUUAUUACGGGACGACGACGACGCAAUUAUGCAAUAAUAAUAAUGCGGACGUGAAGGUUGGGCAGUACACGGCGGAAGAGAGGAAGGACAGAAUCCUGAGGUAUUUGAAGAAGAGAAACCAAAGAAACUUCAACAAAACCAUCAAGUAUGCUUGCCGGAAAACGCUGGCCGACAGAAGAGUACGUGUGCGAGGGAGGUUCGCAAGGAACAGCAGCAGCGAGUUGUCCGAAGAAGACGUGGUCACGCAGCGGCGGCCAUCGGAAAACGACGGACACCAGCAUUACUAUCACCACCAUUACCAAGGUUAUUAUCUCCAGCAAGAGAAUAACCAAUCAUACAACGAAAACGAGGUCCAGCUGGUAGAUAAUAAAGCUGCCCUACAGAUGAUGAGGGAAGGUGGUGGUGGAGAAGAAGAAGAUCAAUGGCUGCAAGAGGCAAUGGCGAGUCUGCUGUAUACACCAUACAUUGCGGCUGGAUGACAUUAAUUAAUUAAGUACUAUACAUUCAUAUAACAAGGUUAAUUAUAUAUACGGCUAUAUAUCAAUAUUGGUGGUGGGUUAAUCAAUAGCUAGAUAGUUGCUUCUAAUUAAGUAGUUAAUUAUCAUUUCAUCGUCAUUUUGUAU
Messenger RNA from Linum tenue, 1139 nucleotides. Lineage: Eukaryota; Viridiplantae; Streptophyta; Magnoliopsida; Malpighiales; Linaceae. The record is from the annotation of a GenBank genome assembly.